AUGGAAGCAGCCUAUGCCGCCACCCGUGGACCUGUGCCAAUCACGCCGUUGGCGAGGAUUCCAAGAUGGGAGCGCAGGACGGCGCCGGUUCGCGCGAAGAGCUGGAGGAGCCAUGGGGCCGCGUGUGCGGUGGCCUUGCGCAGCGCGAAGAGGAUUCUGGAGGAAACCAGAGAGCCAGCGCGAGUAGCCCGGGCCAGGAACGCUUUAGCCAGGCGCACGCGAGCCGCGCGGCUCGUCUUCUGCAGCCUGGAUCAAGCGGACGUCAUGGCCUGCCUGCGAACCAUGGACUUGUUUGGAGUGCAGUUUGCCGAAGUGGUCGGCGAGAGGAAGGAAGUUGGAGACACCUCCAAGAAUGCCAAAGCCUUCGUGACCCUGCAGCACUGGCCAGACGUACGAAGCUGUCAAGUUGAAAUGAGAGAGGCAGGAUACCAGUGUGUUGCAGUCGACCAGUCUGGCGCUGACUUUCAGGUCUUGCGGCCUUCUGACGCUGCCUCGACACCUCGGCUUGCCAUAUUCUUCGCUGGGGAGCAGAGCCGCCAGGAGGUGCUCGACUCAUGCGAUCUCCAGGUGCGGCUGCCACAGCGUGGCUUUGCCAGAUCCCAGUCUUUGGGCACAUCAGUGGCGCUGGUCCUGUCCUCUCUCAGGGCUUUUGGAAUGCUGUCCGAGCCGCUAACGGACGAAGAGCAGCAGCACUUGUGGAUGCACUGGUUACUACAGCUGCAAGGCAAAGCUCUGCAAGGCGGCGCCAGUCGAAUGGUGUCAGCACUGCUGGCUGCUGGUGCCCUGAACGUGACACCAACAGGCGUGACGGUUUGGACGCUCGACUUUUGGACGGGCCUCAGAGAUGAAGCGGACCGCCAGAAGUUCUUCUCGGAUUUGAAAAUACUGGCUGUGGCUGGAGACAAUGACAGUGAGAGGACACAAGCAGCUAUGCGCGCUAGGCUUUUGAAUGCCGAUUGCCCGUAUGGACUGACAUUGCCCAUAGAUGUGACUUGGCCGAUUGUGCCAGACGAUGUAGCUCACAUGGUGGAGCCCGUUACACUACUGAAACUCAUUGCAGUGGUCUAUUCCUACUUGCCACUUAUACCCGUUUUUUUCAUUACAGCAGAGUUCUUGGUUUGUCGCGGGACCAGACAACUCUGGAUCCUCAUGUGGCUCGGCAUAAUCUGCAGCGUCAAUGAGGGCAUUGUCAAGAAGCUGAUCUCGGAGCCCCGCCCGGGCAGCAUGAUGGAGCUGCGCGGAGACCACGGCCUGUUGGAAGGCUCUUGCGUGAUCAGCUGUGGCAUGCCAUCCAGCCAUUCGGCGAUUGCCAUGGGAUGGUUUAUACUGUCAAUAUUGGAUGCAACAGCUCGAACGCAUUUGAGCCCACGAGAUGAGGAUUCUGUGCCAAGCCGAAACAGGGGCCGUUCUCUUUUGGCGACGGAGCGGAAGAAAGUUGUUGACUUCAUGAAGAAUUUCUGCCUGGUGCCAUGGGUCAAGAAGGAGGUCCUAACAGUCAGGGAGUUCAUCUCCUUUACCCUCUUCUGGUUCUUCCUUAUGGUGCCGGUACCCUUCAUGAGGGUGGUCUUGAAGGAUCACACAGCAAAUCAGGCAGUCGCGGGCUCUGGCCUGGGAGUCCUUCUUGCCAUGCUGUGGUGGCGGACCGUGAGGGUGCUUCAGCGCAGGUACAGGGACUUGGAAGGCUGUGAUAUCUGGCAUGGCCUGAUACGUCACGACUAUUGUCUUCCGAUUCCUGAACGUGAUGACAGGGAUGUGAGGCAGAAUCUAGAACUGGGUCACCGCACGCACACGACAUUCUGA
Effrenium voratum is the source of this 1800-nucleotide messenger RNA. The record is from the annotation of a GenBank genome assembly. Lineage: Eukaryota; Dinophyceae; Suessiales; Symbiodiniaceae.